Messenger RNA from Diversispora eburnea, 516 nucleotides. NCBI's taxonomy places the organism in Eukaryota, Fungi, Glomeromycota, Glomeromycetes, Diversisporales, Diversisporaceae. The record is from the annotation of a GenBank genome assembly.
AUGAAUAAAUUCUUAGUAUACCUUUUCUUCGCUCUCGUAGCUACAUCUUUUGUUCUCGCUGCUCCAGCAGCUGACUUUGAAAGACGUAAAUAUCAACCAACUACCAAAUACUGUACUACAACCGUACCAACAACCAAAUACUGUACUACAACCGUACCAACCACCGUUUACUGUACAACAACAGUACCCACUACUGUCACUUGUUAUAAAACCUUAGACCCUAUUACUUUAGACCCUGUCACCAAAACCUGUACUGUAACCGCAGCCCCAGUCACCAAAACCUGCACUGUAACCGUGACUCUCGCCCCUCUUACCGUGACUGCUGAUCCAGUCACCAAAUACUGUACCGUCACCGCCGAACCAGUCACCAAAACCUGUACUGUAACUGUAACUCUCGCCCCUAUUACCGUAACUGCUGAACCAGUCACUAAAUACUGUACCGUGACCGCAGAUCCAACAGUCACCUGUACCACGACCAAAACUUGUUCCACGACUAUACCUCCUAGAAUGGUUUAA